AUGCGCUUGCGUAAGAGUGAUGCCAUAGACUACGGACGAACAUUUCUAGAAUUCUCUACAGGCCAAUACUCGCAGCAUUCUCUUUACGGUUCGGGAGCACAGCACCAACACUGCAAGCAAUGUUGGAUGAGGAAUUCCAAGCAAGUCCAAAUUCCAUGUCAAUGGGCAAUUGAUCACCCGGUUUCAGACGGGAGAAGGACAAUGGUAACAACGGUCCAACGUUCAGAGACUACGAAACCCCCCACAAAGGUGUACAACCCUUUUUCUUUCCGUCCGCCUCGUCUGACCAUGAGUGAAAUCUCCCUCGAAAUCCCCAUAAGGCGAACUCCGUCAAGAACAAGAUCCGAUGGCCCGUUUCCGUUGCCUUGUGCAAACCAAAUAAUGGGUUUCCAGAGCUCUGGAACGGGAUGA
Messenger RNA from Colletotrichum costaricense, 411 nucleotides. RefSeq lists its product as uncharacterized. Lineage: Eukaryota; Fungi; Ascomycota; Sordariomycetes; Glomerellales; Glomerellaceae. The transcript is spliced from 2 exons. The record is from RefSeq and is a predicted model, not a curated record. The coding region runs from base 1 to 411 and encodes 136 amino acids.